Molecule: messenger RNA, 6426 nt
Organism: Diceros bicornis minor
Lineage: Eukaryota; Metazoa; Chordata; Mammalia; Perissodactyla; Rhinocerotidae
Gene: BTBD3
Product: BTB domain containing 3
Exons: 4
Coding region: 1844-3415 (523 amino acids)
Biological process (GO): dendrite morphogenesis; neurogenesis; cerebral cortex development
Cellular component (GO): cytosol
Molecular function (GO): protein binding
Source: RefSeq, a predicted model, not a curated record
AACCUUGUGCUAAAGAUCAUGGUUCUCUUUCACGCCGUGGCUUUGCAAACAGUUUUAAGAAUAGUAAUGAUGACAGUAAAGAGGCUAUUCCUUGGUUCAGUUGAGUGAUUUAGGGUCCCAGGAAUUUAGGGUCUGAUUUCUGGUGUGUUAUCUUUAGUAGAUUAUUAGUUAUAAUACCAGUCGGAGCUCCCAUUUGUGGAGCCCUCACUCUGUCAGGCAUUCAUUAUUCAGAUGAAUGUUGUGCCACAAGCAGGGCUGUGGUCAGGACCGGCGCGUUAGGCGGGGGGGCAGCAAAUGGCUGCUGCGCUUCCAGCAAAUGAGAAUAAUCCAGAUGGACAGCGGUGAGAUGGAAUUUCCUCAUUAGUCCCUCUUUAGAAUAAAUAAGCAUGUGUGGAAGCUACAGCAGGUGUUUUUGUUUUUUCUUACUCAACAAAGCUAGAAAUUGAUAGAGAAUUCACAUCUAUGAAAACCACAUAGUAGUUUAUAUUCUUCUGAUUCAAAGCAGAGAGAACAUGUUUGCAUUUUAACUAGGCAGCAUCAGAACAUUUAUCAUUUUGAAUAGCCUUAUUAUUGGUUUUGUGUUAGAAGUUGUGGAUUAUAUUCUUUAAUUUAAAAUUAUGACAAGGCUAAAUGUAGCCAUAACAUUCAAGUUGGAUUUUGAGAUCCUGAACAGGACCCCAUCUGACAUUUUUUAGUGAAUUACAACCUUCAAACACUGAUUACUGAUAUUACUGAACUGAUAUUGUCUCAUUUGAAUCUUAUUUUUACUGUAGAAUUUGUCUUAUGUUUCAGUGCACCUAAGCCUUCUGGUAUAAUCUUAGUCUAAUUAACAGUAUUUUGUAAUCUGGGACUGCUGUCAAAGAUCAUUAUAGGAGCUAGAAAACAUUGGGAGGUAAAAUGAACACAUGACCUCAUCUCUCUUAUUUUGCAAGAGACUAUAACUUGCAUUCAACAAGACUGAAAAAAGAAAAAUAGCGUUCUUUCCCAUUAAGCUGUAAUAAAUGUGUUUAGUAUGGUUUUGCUAUUAAUAAUCCCUGUUAGCUGGUAGAAUGGAGGAUUUUUGUUGGAUGUAUUUGAAACUAAAUGCUGCCAGGAUAAAGAUUUUACUAGAAAUAUAGAGUAGGAAUCAGUCCCUACCCUUUGUUAAUUGAUCCUGCUUGUUUAACUGGAAAAAUAAAAAUGUACAUCUACUGAAGAGAAAUCUGUGGGCAUAAACUCUUCCUUUCCUGUUUUCAAAUAUGUUUCAUAGGUUGUUUAUCUUAUGUAAAUAUGCAGUAAUACAGUAGACAAGAGAAAGCAACUGCUGUUCCUUUAAUAUCAGAACUGUGCACGUUACAAUAGGUGUCACUGUUUUGCUUGGUCCAAUCAUGAUUGGUGACUUCAGCUAUUGGCUCUGAGCACUGGCUGUCUGACUCCAUCUGCAGGGCUGUAAUACCUACUCUCCUCCGAUCCAUUCACCACACAACUUCAGCCGGCUGAGCAGACUCGUGCGGCUCCAGCACAUCUUGCUAACGUAAUUCAGAAAACAAGUGCCACGGCUCUCUGCCUGUCAUCUUCGCUCAGUGUAGUGUUUUCAGGUGAUCUAGGAAACUGGGUUAUUUUUAUGAGCAAAUAAGAGAAACAGGAAUCAUGAUGGGGAUGUAUUUAACAGACCCAGUUCUGGAUAAAACUUAAAGCCAGUAUUCUAUUGAACAUAGUGAAAAGGUCACCUUGCCCAGCUGAGAAAAGAAGCAAAAUAUCAUCUCGUUGGUUUCUGUUACCAUCUCAGCUCGUGCUAGCCUUCUUUCCUUGAUGUUCGCACCAAUUUGGGAUAUCUAGCUGUAAAGAGAGACAUACUGUACUCAUGGUAGAUGACAAGGAAAAGAACAUGAAAUGUCUCACCUUCUUCUUGAUGCUUCCAGAGACGGUAAAGAACAGGUCCAAGAAAAGCUCGAAGAAAACAAAUACCAGCAGUAGCAGCAGCAACAGCAGCAAGUUGCCUCCAGUUUGUUAUGAAAUAAUUACCUUGAAGACUAAAAAGAAGAAGAAGAUGGCUGCUGAUAUAUUCCCCCGUAAAAAACCCGCCAACUCCAGCAGCACCACUGUCCAGCAGUACCACCAGCAGAAUCUCAGCAACAACAACCUUAUUCCGGCCCCCAAUUGGCAGGGUCUCUAUCCCACCAUCAGGGAAAGAAAUGCGGUGAUGUUCAAUAAUGAUUUGAUGGCAGAUGUACAUUUUGUGGUUGGGCCACCAGGUGGGACUCAGCGGUUGCCAGGACACAAAUAUGUUUUAGCUGUCGGGAGCUCUGUGUUCCAUGCAAUGUUUUACGGAGAACUUGCUGAGGACAAAGAUGAAAUCCGUAUACCAGAUGUCGAACCUGCUGCUUUUCUCGCUAUGCUGAAAUAUAUCUAUUGUGAUGAAAUUGACUUGGCUGCUGACACAGUGCUGGCUACUCUUUAUGCUGCCAAAAAGUACAUUGUCCCUCACCUCGCCAGAGCCUGCGUUAAUUUUCUGGAGACCAGCCUGAGUGCCAAGAACGCCUGUGUGCUCCUCUCCCAGAGCUGCCUGUUUGAGGAGCCAGACCUGACCCAGCGUUGCUGGGAGGUGAUCGAUGCCCAGGCCGAGUUAGCUCUCAAGUCUGAGGGAUUCUGCGAUAUCGACUUCCAGACACUAGAAAGUAUCCUCCGCAGGGAAACUCUGAAUGCCAAAGAAAUUGUGGUUUUUGAGGCUGCUCUCAACUGGGCUGAAGUAGAAUGCCAGCGACAAGAUCUAGCUUUGAGCAUUGAAAAUAAACGCAAGGUCCUUGGAAAGGCACUUUACUUGAUCCGCAUACCUACAAUGGCCCUGGAUGAUUUUGCAAAUGGUGCUGCACAGUCCGGAGUUUUAACUCUCAAUGAGACCAACGACAUCUUCCUUUGGUACACUGCAGCCAAGAAGCCUGAGUUGCAGUUUGUGAGUAAAGCCCGCAAGGGCCUUGUGCCCCAGCGCUGUCACCGUUUCCAGUCAUGUGCCUAUCGGAGCAACCAGUGGCGCUAUCGGGGCCGCUGUGACAGCAUCCAGUUUGCAGUUGAUAAGAGAGUGUUCAUCGCUGGCUUUGGGCUGUAUGGCUCCAGCUGUGGCUCUGCGGAGUACAGCGCCAAGAUCGAACUCAAGCGGCAGGGCGUGGUCCUGGGGCAGAACUUGAGCAAGUACUUCUCAGAUGGCUCCAGUAAUACCUUCCCUGUGUGGUUUGAGUACCCGGUGCAGAUCGAGCCAGACACGUUCUACACAGCCAGCGUGAUACUGGACGGCAAUGAACUCAGCUACUUUGGACAAGAAGGCAUGACGGAAGUUCAGUGUGGCAAAGUGACAGUCCAGUUUCAGUGCUCGUCGGAUAGCACCAAUGGCACUGGGGUACAGGGAGGGCAGAUCCCCGAACUUAUAUUCUAUGCGUGAAAACACACUCCCCAAAGCAGUGUGAGCUCCGAGGUGCACGUCUGGUUCCUCCUUGCUUGAUGCUUAGCUCAUCUGCAGAUAUGUGAUCAGCGCAGGGAAUUUGUGAUGAAUGAAGCUGUAGGCAGUUUUCUCCUUUUUUUCAGCCUUUUAAUUAUGUACAGGCAAAAGUGCAGCAUUCAGCUUUUAACUAUAUGCUUAAAAGGGCCAAGUUCUUAUUAAGGCUUUGUGGUUUUUAGAGUGUGUCUAUACGCUUGGGGAGAUUUUGUGCUCUUUUCUAAGUACCCCAUUGACCUCCUAGUUUUGUCCCUCUUCAGAAAAUUUUUGGAUCACCUUGAAUUUCCUUUUGGGCUUUAUUUUGACAAAUAGAAAUGAAUAGUGUAAAAUAGUAAUGACAAGAAUUAUUUUUAAACAGAACCCCUCUUCCACAAAAAAACAGAUAAACCUCAGUGUACAAUUUUGAAAGAAGUUUUGCUUCAUAAUAAUAAUUUAGAAAGUAGAUAGUAGUCAUGUUUAGCUCUUAUUUUAUUUCCUUUUAAAUAUUUUACUUCUGGGCAUUGCAUUUUCUUAAACCCUAAAUUCAUAAGAUUGUUAUAUAUUAAACACCACAAAGUGUCAAUGUAAAAUAGGAAGAUAAGAAAUCGGAUGUUUGUUUAGAUCACGACUUCUGCUACAAGCAGAUUUAUAUUCUUUUAGUUUAGAAGACAGAAUAUUGCAGUACAAACACUUCUUUUAGAAGUAACUAAACUAUAAAAUUUUAUUGUCAUUAGAAAAAAAUUGCAGCCUUAUUAAUUUAAGCUAAAACAGUUUAAAAAGGAAACCUAAAAAAAGUCCCAUACUACAAAUAGUUUAAUUGAUGGCACAUUUGAAUACACAGUUUGAAAAAGUCAAACUCUUUUCUUCUCCUCACUUAGCUUCUGAUCCUCAGCAUUUACUUGUUUUCGUCAGUCAUACUGUAUAGAAUUCCUUUUCCCUUUUUCCCGUUAAAAGAGGACCAAACAAUUCCUUAGAUGAAUGGAAUAAAAAUUAAUUUUGUAGCAUUCCGUGUUAAUGUAGUAAUAUACUUUUAUUCAUUGAUUUUUUUUUUAAUCUGAAGUAUACUUUACCUGAUCUACUUUGACCACAUACUGUCGUCUUAGUUUAUUAUAAUUCUGUCCUGUUCCUGGACUGCUAGAAUCUGUCUGGCCUCUGACCGUCUUCAAGUGCCAGUAUAUGCGUGCAGGGUUUUAAAAAAAUGAUCUGGAGUGAUACACUUGAUUAUACCUAAUAUUUACUGCAUCAGCAUCACAUCCAGCUCGCUUAUGUGUCCGUGGAUGAUAGAAACAAACGAGGGAAAAGCUCAUCAAAAAGUUCUCCACUGAUUGCUUGUGAUGGUUUCGUGCCCGUGACCCUGGUCGUGUCCAGUGUGUUCACUUCCAGGUGAAGUAUCCAUGUGUUUCUGGGCAGCUUUUCUGCUCAAUGUGAUCCUGAGAUGGCUUCCCCCGCCACCCAGAGUGUGGUCCCUGGCCGCCUCCUUCUCCUGCUCUACGAGCCCGAAGCUGGCUUGUCUGGAGCCAGGGGUUAGUCCUGGGGUGGGUGUGUGUGUGUGGGCGCCGUGCGCAUGCAAGUGCGUUUACUGACUCAGGAAUUGCCUCCUCCCUGCUUGGCCAGUGAGAGGUGGGACAGAAACGGUCCCCCUGCUGGCCCCAGCAAGGCCCAAUCAGUGACUGCCCUUAUCUUAUCACUGUGCUUCUGGGCCACUUCUUCCCCUGUAGACGUGGGCUUGUUGCUUUUGGCUGGCUUCCCUGAUGGAGGAGAACACUGGAUUAUGGGAAAUGUUUUAAUCCCCUUUGCCAUUACCUACAUCUGGUAGCAUAGAUGAUCAAAAGCUGUUACUGGUGAUUAUAGACGAGUACUCCCAGGACAGCUUUCCAGAAUUAUCGAACAAUUAUUUGUUAUUAGGGAGAUGACAGAUAGUAGUUUUGGCAAAGCAUCGAUGAAAUAAAGGUACAUUUUCAAUUUAAAAAAAUACUUCCUCAAAGGAUUUUGUUUUUAAAUUAUGGUUAAACAUUUCAGUAACUCAUAGCUACCAUGCAAAUUGGUAGACUAUAUAACUGAUUAGAAGGCACUCAUUUUUAGGCCAGAGGAGAAGAAACUGUAUUGAGCACUAAUUUCAUCAUAUCAGAUCGUUGAGGUAGGUGUGAUAACCUUAGAGUGAAGAUCGUUCAUUGAGUAACACUCACUGUCAGUGCUCCUGUUAGCUGAGCUGCCCUCCAUGUGGCUAGGGAACAGCUAGUGAAAGCCGCAUGAGAUCCUGUACACUGGGUAGAGAAGAACUUAAUUUUAUGUUAGUCACUAUGACUUUAAAAGGAAAAGAAAAAGACACAUCCACCAUUUGAUUGGCUGGUGCCGAGAGCUGUGUGUUAAAUUUGAAAUUAUAUUUAGAAUAAGAAAUUUUAUAUUUUAAAUCCUAUUCUCCCUUCUGCAUUUUCAACAACAUGGCAUGAAGGCUAAUGUGCUUGCUUUAUUUUCUUUGGUAAUCUCUAAAUUUGUAGCUUUUAAAACUAGAAACCAUUGUUCUGACAAGGCAGGGAACUCUAGGGUAUAAACACAACUUUAUUAAACAGAAUACUCGGUAGAUGCUUUUCCCAAUGUAUCUGGCAGUCCUUGUCAUUGUUCGUACUGGGGAUAAGGGGAACUAGGCUAGCAGUUCUAAUGUAACCUUCUUUAAGCAUAGCUUAAUAUAGUAUUUAAGUAAAUGGUCUAAUUCUACAUAAUUAUUGCACUAAACUGUCUUUUUUGUUUUUUAAGGUGUUUAAAUAAGCUCGGCUAAUUCAAGACACUAGCCUCUUGUGCAUCUGAGUGCUUGAAUUUAGUAGCUUACAGCAUUAUUUAUGAAGGAAAAAUAUAUAAAUAUGAAGUACCUCAUGUUGAAUGUUAUUGUACUGUAUUUUUAAUGUAACAGUGCAGAUCUUGUUAGACACAUGAAUGUGUAUAAUCAUGUUAAAUGCAAAUAAAAAUAAAACUGGUUCAUA